AUGGGCGUCAAGCUACCAGCCAGCCACCGACGGAACGACGUGUUGCUGCAAGCGUACAGCGGUUACGGGAUUCAAGCCAGUAUCACGGACUACAAACGUGCGUUUGCAAGGUUGACACCGCAUGCCAUCAAAGGGUGUGUUAAAGUCGCUGAAGGCAAGCUUCAAAAGAUUCAUGGCCAUCUCGUUCAAGUUAAUGCACUUGAGGCCGAUGAAGAAUUCUCGGUGGGAAGCGGAAGUUGGAGGCAAAACUAG
Aphanomyces astaci is the source of this 252-nucleotide messenger RNA. RefSeq lists its product as hypothetical. The transcript is spliced from 2 exons. The record is from RefSeq and is a predicted model, not a curated record. The coding region runs from base 1 to 252 and encodes 83 amino acids. NCBI's taxonomy places the organism in Eukaryota, Oomycota, Saprolegniomycetes, Saprolegniales, Verrucalvaceae.